Candida albicans SC5314 is the source of this 2187-nucleotide messenger RNA. RefSeq names its product Ecm21p (gene ECM21). The transcript has a single exon. NCBI's taxonomy places the organism in Eukaryota, Fungi, Ascomycota, Pichiomycetes, Serinales, Debaryomycetaceae. Bases 1 to 2187 code for a protein of 728 amino acids. The record is from RefSeq and is a predicted model, not a curated record.
AUGGAUAAUGGUCAUUGUUAUGUUCGUGAAUCAACUAAUAAUCAUCAUCAUUUAAAUACCGUCGUUGAUAAUUUACGACAGCGUGCGGGAUCGUUUUCAUUUAUUUCACAUCACCAUAAUCACCAUCAGAAUAGUCACGAUAAUUAUACUGUCGAUCCCCUUACAUCAAACGGAGCACGAAUUUCCCGAUCACGUUCACGUUCCAAAUCAGUUGGGCACGGAGAAGCAAUAUCACCAGCGUAUUUUUCCAAGAAUAAAACCAAAGAUUUAGUGAAACAGGAAACAGCACAUAUCAUUCUGAAGAAAUUACUCAACAUGUUACAAGAUUUGGAUUUACAAAACCCUAUUGCAUUGAAAACAAUAUCACAAGGUUCAGAAUCAAAGUUUUGUAAAAUCUACGUGUCUAACACUAAUAAUUGUAUUUACUUACCAGCAGCAAGUUCAACAAGUUUCACUUAUGAAGAUGAUGAAAAUGGCGGCGUUAUAAUUGCUGAAGAUAGAAAUGAUGAAAUGCCAACAGCAGUUAAUAACAAUACUUUGUCAAUGGAUAGUAUAAAUCAUUCAGAGACUGAUUUCCUGGAUUCUCCACCACCUCCAGAUUUAUUUUCUAAAAUGAAAUCAUUCCAUUCACCAAAUUACUUGACUUCAAAAAUCGAUUCUGAAUGUCCAAUUCCACAUACAUUUGCUGUGAUUGUUGAAUUAACCAAGGACUCUUUGAUUAUUAAAGAUCUUCAUUUCCAAUUUCAGUCAUUAACUACCAUUUUAUGGCCAACUGGGGAUGCAUAUAAUCGGACUCAUGCCAAGGAGAAAUUUACCAUUGGGAAUAUGGAAUGGCGUACAUCUUUAAGCGACGCCGACUAUUAUAUCAAUAGUUCUAAUUCCAACGAUGUUAAGCUGAAAAACUUGGGUCCUGAAGAUCUUAUUAAUCGAACUAGAGAAUACAAAUUAAUCGAUAUUGAAGAACCAAACAAUUCAUCAAACAGUUUACUGGAUGAUGACAUGGAUAUUAAUAAUAUUACGUCGCCAUUAUCAACGUCACCAACAUCAAGUUCAACUUCAACAAAUUCAACCUCCAACUCAUUGGGUUCAGAUUCAUAUAAAGCUGGUCUUUAUGUAUUUUUAUUACCAAUCUUAUUGCCAGAACAUAUUCCUGCUUCCAUUGUUUCUAUUAAUGGUUCAUUGGCUCAUACAUUACUGGUUGAAUGCAAUAAAUAUACUGAUAAGUUGAAUCGGAAAUCAAAAGUAUCAGCAUCGUACAAUUUACCUAUGGUCCGUACUCCACCAAACAUUGGUAAUUCCAUUGCUGAUAAGCCAAUUUAUGUUAAUAGGAUUUGGAAUGAUGCCGUACAUUAUAUUAUAACUUUCCCCCGCAAAUAUGUUACUUUGGGUUGUGAACACAUGAUAAAUGUGAAAUUACUGCCCAUGGUGAAAGAUGUGGUUAUCAAGCGUAUUAAAUUUAAUGUAUUGGAGAGAAUAACUUAUGUUUCCAAAAAUUUAUCACGAGAAUAUGAUUAUGAUAGUGAAGACCCCUAUUGUAUUCAUCCAGUUUCUAAAGAAAAUAAAGUACGUGAACGUGUUGUGUCGUUAUAUGAAUUGAAAACGAAGGCAAAACAAUCUUCUGGUGGACAUCUUGAAGCUUAUAAACAAGAAGUUAUGAAAUGUCCGGAAAAUAACCUUUUAUUUUCUUGUUAUGAGGUUGAAAAUGAUAAUAAUAACGGCAACGGCAACAAGAACGUUAAACAAAAGAAUAAAGAUCAACCAAUGAUUGCUACACCUUUAGAUAUCAAUGUUUCUUUACCAUUUUUAACUACUAUGUCUGAUAGUUUAAUUAUGACAUCAGCCAUAGAAGAAGAAGGUUCAGAUCUGCCUCAUACAUCAAGAAGAGGGUCGGCAGUGAGUAUGACUGAUAAUAAUACUACCCCAAGUAACAAUAACCCUUUAUCUCCAUUUUUGGGAGCAGUGGAAACUAAUGGUGCUAGUAUAAAUGAAAUUGGUGAUCAUACAUUAUUCCCUGAUUCUAAUUUUCGACAUAUUGAAAUUAAACAUCGAUUACAAGUUACAUUUAGGAUUUCUAAACCGGAUCUGGAUAAUAAAAUGCAUCAUUAUGAAGUGGUUAUUGAUACCCCCAUCGUUUUACUUAGUUCAAAAUGUCAAGAAGAUUCUCCUCCUCCUUAUAGUUCUGUAUAG